GUUCAGCUGCAUGGAAUGGCUUCUAGGCUAAUUCACAGGUUAUUACAGCUCUCCCUAGCCUACGUGUCUGCUCCAACAAAAUUAGGCUCUCUAACCAUCUUACUCUUUCUUAUUGUAGUGUUUUGUAAUAUGAUUUCUCAAGAGAAGACGGAAGACCAUCCUUUUGUGGAUAUAUUUAAUGAAGAUGAAGCUGAAAAAAACUUUUUGUUGUCCAAACCUGUUUGCUUUAUUAUAUUUGGAAAACCAGGGAUUGGGAAGACAACAUUAGCCCGUCAGAUAGCACAGACAUGGAAAUGCAUUCGUGUCGAAGCUUUACCAGUUUUGGAAGAACAGAUUGCUGCUGAAACCCAAACAGGAGUUAUGUUGCAAGCAAUGCUGGUCAGAGGUCAAAGUGUUCCAGAUGAACUUGUCAUAAAGAUAAUGUUGGACAAGCUCAAUUCCCCAGAAGUCUCUCACUUUGGUUAUAUUAUCACUGAAAUGCCAUCAUUUUCACAGGAAGCCAUAACUACUUUAGAGCAAUUAGAAUUAAUUAAAAACUUAAGUUUGAAACCUGAUCUUAUAAUCAAUAUUAAGUGCCCUGACUUUGAUUUAUGCCAAAGAAUUUCUGGGCAAAGACAACACAGUAGUACGGGGUACAUUUACCCAAGAGAUCAGUGGGAUCCUGAAGUCAUUGAAAGUCGUAGAAAAAAGAGGAAAGAAGCCCAAAAAGAGGGAAAAGGAGAAGAGGAAGGGGAAGAGGAAGAAGAGCAAGAAGAAGAAGAGGCAUUUAUUGCUGAAAUGCAAAUGGUGGCUGAAAUUCUUCAACAUCUAGUUCAGAGGCCUGAGGAUUAUUUGGAAAAUAUUGAAGACAUUAUUAAACUUUAUAAGGAAACGAUUCUUCAUCCUAUAGAAGAAAUAAUGGCUGAGCACAAUUCUCAGUAUCUCAUUGAGCUAGAUGGAAAUAAGCCACCAGAGGAGCUUUUCCUGGUGAUGAUGGAGCGACUUAAAUAUCUGAACCUAAGAAGAGCAGCUGUUAUAACCAAACUUCAGAGUGCAGAGGAAGAAAUUAAUGACAUAAUGGAAACUGAUGAGCUGUUCCGUACUCUCGCAUCUUAUAAACUAAUUGCACCAAGAUAUAGAUGGCAGAGAAGCAGAUGGGGACGUACAUGUCCUGUGACUUUAAAAGAAGGUAACAUUUUUUCAGGAUUACCAGAUUGUUCUGUGAGUUUUCUAGGUAAAAUGUACUGUCUUUCAUCGGAAGAAGCAUUAAAAGCAUUUUCAUUGAAUCCACGUCCCUAUCUUCUUCCACCUAUGCCAGCACCACCAUGUAAAGUAUUCAUAUUUGGACCUCAACGUUCAGGGAAAACAACACUUAGCAAUUUGCUUGCAGAAAAAUAUAAAGGACAGGUUGUUGACUAUGCCAAACUUGUUCAACCACGUUUUGAUCAAUCCCUUGAAAAAUUAAUUGGAAAUACUAUAGCUGAAGCCACUGAAACAGCUAUUAAAAUUGUGCAAGAAAAGCUUCUCGUAGAACUACAAAACAGAAGACAAGCUGCAUUAGCUUUAAAAGAAUUUCAAAGAGAAUUUGGAAGAAAGGAGUAUGAAGAACUCCAGAUGGGAGCAUUUAAAAGCCUAGAAGACAUGCACUCUUCAAUUGAUGAAGAAGCCUAUUAUUCUUUCACUGUGGUAGACAAUCAAGAAACCCUAAGAGAAAGCUCUCUAGAGGACACUGAAGAAGCCAAAAUGAAGACAGAAAAAGUCUCCAAUGAUCAAAGUGCCAGAAGUGAUAAAGAUGAUGAAAAAGAAAGCAAUGAAAGUGUGUCCAAAUUUAAAAGUCUGUCUCGAGGCCCUAGUCAAGAAGUAGAGCUGUCUUCCAAAAAAGUUUCACUAGAAGACACAAUAGAAGAGGUAACUGCAGACCAUCCAGAGGUUGUUGCCAUGGUUGAGGAAACUGUGAAAAUGACAAAGGAUAUGAACUUCGAACAGCCAUAUGAGAAGCAUGCUGAAAUUUUAGAGGAAGUCCUCAGAGAGGUAAUGAAAGAAAACAAGAAUAGAUUUCCUGGUGCCCCAAAAGAAGGAGGAUGGGUUGUGGAUAACUGCCCUUUUACAAGAGAACUGUGGAUAGUCUUAGUCGAGAAAGGAAUUUUACCUGAUUUAAUAGUCUGUUUAUCAGAUAUGGAAAACAAUGGAAAAUACUUACUUAACAGAUUGUAUUUAGAGAAUAAAUCUGAAAUUGAUGCUAAUAUUUUAGAAAGAUUACUAGAUGAACUGCAAACGAAGAAAAAAGAGGAAGAAACUGCAAGAAAAGCUACAGAAGCAGCAUUGAAAAUAGAAGAAGAAAAUCGAAGGAUGCUGGAAGCUAUGAGUGGGAAAGCCAAAGUAACUGAAGAAGUUGAACCAGAGGCUGAAGAAGAGAUUGAUGCUGAGGGGUCUGAAGCUCUUGAAGGGGCUGAGGAGCCUGAGGUAUCCGAAGAGGCCAGGCCAUCACUGUUAACAGAAGAGUCUGAAGUGAGUGAGGUCCCUGAAACAGAACCUGAAUCAGCAGCUGAGCCUAUUGAGGAUACUACAGUUGAAACUGAAAUUCUGCAAGAAUCCAAAGAGGGCCUGGAAACUGAAAAAUUAUCUGAAACAGUUAUGCUUCCUGAGUAUCCAGAAGGUGCUUAUCCUGAUGUUCCUGAAAUGGAGCCGCUUAAAGAGAGGAUUAGACAGUUCACCUUCUCCUGGAAACAGCUGGAAGCAUCACUCAAUGAUUUAACUUUUAUUCAAAUUUUAAACUUGGAGAUUGCUGGCAAAACUCCAGAGGAACUACUUCAAAAAGUAGUUGAGACUAUGGAAAAACCUUUUAAAUACCCUGGAUGGGAGUUAAUUAUGGAAGAUUAUGAUGAAGAAACUGAAGACUAUCAGGCAGAAGGAGAAGUUGACGAGGAGCUCGAAGAAGAGGAAGAGGAAGAAGAAGAGAGAAUUAAAGAAAAGAGGAGGCAUUUGGGAGAUACAAAGCACUUUUGUCCAGUGGUUCUCAAAGAAAACUUCAUCCUACAACCAGGCAACAUAGAAGAAGCAGCUAAAUAUCGAGACAAGAUCUACUACUUUUCAAGUGCUGAGGCUAAAGAAAAGUUUCUGGAGCACCCUGAGGAGUAUGUGGCUCAUGAAGAACCAUUGAAGGCGCCUCCGUUAAGACUAUGUCUUCUGGGCCCCCAUGGCUCUGGCAAAACUGUCUGUGGAAGAUAUUUGGCAGAAAAUUUGGACAUUUUUCACAUUCAGUUUGAAGAAGUCCUUCAAGAAAAAUUAAUGCUCAAAACCGGAAAGAAAGUUGGACCUGAAUUUGAGGAAGAAUCUGAGGAUGAACAAGGUGCAAAGCAAGAAAUUGAAGAACUUGCCGUUCAAGCCAAUAUUACAAUUGAGGAAGAAAAUACAAAGAAGCCGUCUCCAGAAGUACAUCUUACAGAGGAAGAAGAAGCAAUCAAAUCAAAUUUAAUAGACAAUGAGCCAUUGCCUCCAGAAAUUCUCGAAGGAAUUCUUUCUGAGUGUUGGCUUAAGGAACCAAUAUGUUCCACAGGUUUUAUACUAGAUGGUUUUCCACGAUAUCCUGAGGAGGCCCAGUUUCUAGGGGAGCAUGGAUUUUUCCCAGAUGCUGCUGUUUUUAUACAAGUUGAUGAUCAAGAUAUUUCUGAUCGUCUUCUUCCUUCCCAUAUUGAAAAAUGGAAACUGAAACAAAAGAAGAGAUUAGACAGGAAAAAACUCAUCAAAGAUAUGAAGGCAAAAAUAAGGGAUGAUAUGAUUGCUAAAAGAAGGGCUGAGCUUAUAUCAGAAAGAGAGAAAAAAAAGAAAGGGGAGGUUGCUGUUAAAGAAGAUGAAGAUAUUAUUAGUGAGGAAGAGCCUGAAGAAGAGGAAGAUGAUAAUAUUGACAACAUCCUCGAAGAAGAGUUUCCAAAAGAAGAGGAAGAGAUGAGUGAGGAAGAUGAAGAACAGGAAAUUGAUGCCAUUGAACACCUGAGAAGUGAAGUGGGAGAAAAAUUUGAAGCAGAUAUGAAUAAUUUACAAAUAAUACAGGAUGAAUUUGAGAAGUUUUUGAUACCAAUAAUUCACAUUAAUGGAGCUCGGAAAACCCACAUCGUACAAUAUACAUUGAAUUCCAAAGUGAAGCCACUGGUGGAAAAUCGUGCAAGCAUUUUUGAGAAAUGUUAUGCAAUACCACCACAUCUUGCCCAGAAAAUGCUCAGCUUUACCUACAAAUACCUAAGCUCUUUUGGAUAUUGGGACCCUGUAAAGCUAAGUGAAGGAGAGACAAUCAAGCCAUUUGAAAGCCCAGAGAAUCCAAGUUAUCCUGUAAUCCAUCGUCAGUAUAUUUACUUUUUAUCUAGUAAGGAAAGUAAAGAAAAAUUUAUGAAGAAUCCAAUCAAAUAUAUCCGCCAGCCCAAACCUAGGCCAACGAUGCCUAUUAGGAUUGCAGUUGUGGGGCCUCCAAAAUCUGGGAAAACGACAGUUGCCAAAAAAAUUGCAAGUGAAUAUGGCUUAAAGCGCUUAUCAAUAGGAGAUGCUUUACGUUAUGUAUUAAACAACCAGCCAGGAACAGAGCUGGCACUUAUGUUAAAUUGGCAUCUUCAUAAAGGAAUGACAGCACCUGAUGAACUGGCUAUGCAAGCCUUAGAAAUAUGCCUGAUGGACAGUGCAAGCAAUACUGCAGGCGUUGUCAUCGAUGGAUACCCCGUAACUCAGUAUCAAAUGAAUCUCUUGGAAGCCAGGACAAUCAUUCCCAUGAUCAUCUUUGAGUUGGAUGUGCCUUCCAAGGAGAUUUUCAAAAGAUUGUUCCUGGAAAAAAAAAAGGAACAGAGCUUUCCUUAUCCCUUGCACAAUAGUGCACAGAUUACAGCUGUCAAGAACUCAAAGCACCGAAAAAAUGUUGAUGAGAUUAGGCAAUAUUAUCAAGAACAACAUCAGAACUGGUAUGUGAUUGAUGGAUUUCACAGCAAAUGGUGGGUAUGGAAUGAAGUCAUAAAGAACAUCCAAAUGGUGAAUAAAUGUAUCCAGACGUACCUGGAAAGAAUAAAAUCAGGAAAAGCUGCCUGCAUUGACAAGUUAUGUAUCACACCACAAGAGCUGAUUUCUCGCCUCGGAGAAUUUGGACAGUUCUGUCCUGUCAGCCUGGCAGAAUCAUACGAAUUGUUUGAUUGCUCUCUAACUAAGUCGUUGGAAUUUGCAGCGGAGUUCAGGGGCCACUAUUAUAAAAUGGAUUCUCAGGAAAAACUGAAUAAAUUCUUGGAGAACCCAGAACUGUAUGUGCCUCCAUUAGCACCUUAUCCACUCCCAUCUCCUGACAUGAUCCCCAAAAGGUUGACACUAUCAGAGCUGAAGUGUCGAUUCCCUAAGUGUGCUGAGCUCCAAGGAUACUGUCCAGUGACCUACCAGGAUGGAAAACAAAGAUAUGAAGCCCUAAUACCUGGUAACAUUAACUGUGCUUUAGAAUAUCGUGAUCGUAUAUAUAUUUGUGAGACUGAGGAAAAACUCCAGAAAUUUUUCAGGUCACCACUGAAAUAUUGGAAUCAGAAACUUCCAUACAAACUUCCCCCAUUAAAGGAACCGAUAUUUCUUACUAGUCUUCCUUUGCCUGGAUACCUGGAACAGGGUAUUGCCACUUCUCUAAUUAAAGCAAUGAAUGCAGCAGGAUGCGUAAAACCCAAAUUCCCCUUCUUAAGCGUAAAGAGAUCUGCGCUACUAUUUAUAGCACUUCAUCUAAAAGCAUUUAAUCCCAAAGGUUCUGAAUAUACACGAAAGAAAUAUAAGAAGAAGAUGGACCAGUUUAUAGAACGAUGUGAACUCAUAACAUACCUGGGUACCAAGAUGACCAGAAAAUACAAGGAACCUCAAUAUAGAGCCAUUGAUUUUGAUCAUAAAUUACAGAUCUUUCUCUCUCUCAGAAAUAUAGACCCAGUUAAUGGAUAGUUUGCUUCAGGAACCACAGUCUGAGUCUCAAGAGUUAUCCCAAAGAGGGAAGUGGAAGUAGACUGAAAACCUGGCCAUCU
This is a messenger RNA of Trichechus manatus latirostris (Florida manatee), 5999 nucleotides long. It is a transcript of the gene AK9, whose product is annotated as adenylate kinase 9. Lineage: Eukaryota; Metazoa; Chordata; Mammalia; Sirenia; Trichechidae. Gene Ontology annotation, molecular function: nucleoside diphosphate kinase activity; ATP hydrolysis activity; AMP kinase activity. The coding region runs from base 16 to 5919 and encodes 1967 amino acids. The transcript is spliced from 40 exons. The record is from RefSeq and is a predicted model, not a curated record. Gene Ontology annotation, biological process: nucleobase-containing compound metabolic process. Gene Ontology annotation, cellular component: cytoplasm.